AUAGUAGCUACUUACUUAGAUAUCACCUUGUGUGUUUUGUCAGGUUUCGUAAAACAGUCAGCGGAAGAAGCAAGUGAAUGAUGCGUUCAAAACAACUGGGAACUCUGAAAAAUAUGUGGUAAAAUCAUGAAGUCAGUGAUCUUCAGGUCGGAAUAUCGGAGCUCUAGAAAGAGGCCCGAGUUCCCGACUUGGAAUUCCGAGUUGGAUGACCUUUCAAAACCUUUCAAAACGAUUUAUCCCAUUCGGAGCUCGUUUUUAUUCGAGUUCCCAGUUGUUUUGAAUGCACUAAAGUCGGAAGUCUGAGAUUUCUGAGUUCCCAGUUGUGUGAACGCGGCAUCAAUCUAGGGGGAUCGAUUUAGACGUCAUCACCGGAAGUGGCGUUUAGAUUAGUGUGGCAAGCUAGCUACAAAACAUAUGAUCUAAUGUCUGAUUACCAAUUCUAUGGAAAUGUUUUUUUUUAUUUGAAGUUGACAAGCUAUAUAGUAACCAGUGGAAUAAUUUGCAGUCCUCACCGCGUUCGUGACAUGUACUUUGUCUGUACAAACCUGUUGCUUCCAAAUGUGAAUCUUUAGUAGAGCUAGUAUUAGCUAGCUUGCUAAUACUGUACCACAGAUAGAACAAUGAGGUUUAGUUAUAAAAAUAUUUGACUGUACUGUCCUUGCUACCAGUCUACUUGCUCCAACUCAACUGUCACAACUUUCUCUGUAUCGAGAGUUCUCCAACACCAACAUGGAAAAUGACUUCUCAACCUUGUCAGGGUGUGGACAAGACUAGUAAACGAAUGGCUCCUUUCUGAAACCAACACUGCACAAGAAGGAUCCAGCAUGUUAAACUCAGGGUUCAUCCCCAUAUUCUACGAGCUGUGACAAUAACAGGGCUUCUGCACUCAUCUGUGGGAGUUACAGCAUGGGUAUCCUGAGGGUUCUAGUCAACACUAUGGGUAGAGUCAGCACCUUCAGGUCCUAUCAGUUUGUCCUCCUCCUCACAGCAGCGCUGGCCGUUGUAGCCUUCUACUUCUUUGGCUCGGAGAGGCAUGAUUUCUCCAGCACCACCAAGCGCAUCAAGCAGACCCAGGCCAGCCACAACGCCAACCGGAACGAUGCAGACCUUUCCCUGGACACCAGGCUGAUGCACCCUGAGGGAGGAGAGGUGGUGAGGGAUGGGGAGGAGGAGGGCGAAGUUAGGGCUAGGAGGGCGGACAGUGGACAUGAGGUCAGCCAGUACUACCAUGCCCUCAUGAUGUUCACCAAGGUGGACAAGAGCCGAAGCCUGCAGGAGAAGUUCCGGGUGGCCAUGUUAUCCAUGGCGAAAUACGGCCUCUUCCUGGACGAAGAGGUGCUGGUCCUUCAUUUUGUGAGCGAUGAGGCCAGCCGAGAGCUGGGCGAGAGGAUGCUCCCAGAGCUGCUCCUCGUCGGAACGUUUCAGUAUGAGGUGGUGUUCCAUGACGUGGCGGUCCUGAGCCAGAAGCUCUUCCCCAUCGUGGAGGCCAUGCAGAAGCACUUCAGUGCCGGCUCCGGGGCCUACUAUAGUGACGCCAUCUUCUUCCUGUCAGUGGCCAUGCACCACAUCAUGCCCACAGAUCUGCAGCGCAUUGUACAGCUGGACCUGGAUCUGAAGUACAGGAGCAACAUCAGGGAGCUGUUUCUGGAGUUUGAUCGCUUCCCUCCCGGAGCUGUGAUCGGCAUCGCCCGAGAGAUGCAGCCGGUAUACAGACACACCUUUUGGCAGUACCGUAAGGAGAACCCUCAGUCCCGUGUGGGUGAGCCUCCUCCCGAUGGCUUGCCGGGCUUCAACAGUGGUGUGAUGCUGCUGGACCUGGAGGCCAUGCGGACCUCGGCCCUCUACAACCAACUCCUGGAGCCCAGAAACGUGGCCCAGCUGGCUGACCAGUACCGCUUCAGGGGCCACCUGGGGGACCAGGACUUCUUCAGCAUGAUCGGCAUGGAGCACCCAGGGCUGUUCCACCAGCUGGCCUGUGGCUGGAACCGCCAGCUGUGUACCUGGUGGAGGGAGCAUGGAUAUGGGGACGUGUUCCAGCUCUACUACCGAUGUGAGGGGCCGGUGUAUAUCUACCAUGGAAACUGUAAUACGCCCAUACCCGAUGACUGAGUUGGGACCUCGUAAGGUGUUUCCCUAAAUGGUGGGUCUGCACUCUGGUGUUUUGUGGUUAACUAAUUGGAAGUCGUGGCUCAAGACUGGGGUCUGGAGAGAAAGGAGAUAUUUGCUAAAUAACUUUCUGGGUCACAACAAAACUCAAAAAAUACCUUAGUUUGGCCAUGUGGCAACAAAAGUUUUGGAACCAAAACCAUUUCUGUACUGUACUGUAAACAUUGCUCCCACUCCUGCCCCCUGCUGGACAGGUGUGCAAUACAGACAGUAUAAGGCAUCUCACUCACUCCACUAAUGUUAAGUGAUGCUAAUGACGAACGUGGAACAUAAAGGGACCUUGCUGGUGAAAAUGGUCCAUUUGCCUAAUGUCAUACUUCAUUCUCUCAGUUCACUUUUUGGGAACAUUCAAUGUUCUUGAAACAUUUUGGACUGCGGUACAAAAAAGAAUGGUUAACGUGCAUAAGAGAAAGAUGGAAAACCUUCACCAACAAAAAUAACUAUUUUCGUUGAAUAUUCCUGACAAACUGUAAUCAUACCCUGGCGUAAUGUAUGAGAGAAUAUGAGCUGUUUAGUGUGAGUAUUGUAUCUGUGCUAUUGUGUGUUUGUUGUGUAUCAUGGUAGUCUGUCUGUCUGUGUUUGUCUGUCUCUCCUGUCCUUUCCCACUCUCUGUCACAGUCUUUCUCUUUUCUCCCUCUAAUCAGCCCUUCUCAGGCGCAAGAUUAGGUGAGGAUUAAUAAUCAGUGCUCAUUCACUGCCCGCCCCGGUGACAUGCUGAGGGGGCUUUGUUUACCAGUGUUGGGGAGUAGUGAACUACAUGUAGUUCAACUAGUAAUGUAACUACAUUUUUCAGUAGCUUUGUGGUAGUUGAACUAAAUUAAAAUCUUGGUAGUGUUUUCAGUAGUUAAUUACUUUUUUUGCCGUGUAGCGGUGU
Messenger RNA from Coregonus clupeaformis (lake whitefish), 3040 nucleotides. RefSeq names its product xyloside xylosyltransferase 1-like. The record is from RefSeq and is a predicted model, not a curated record. Lineage: Eukaryota; Metazoa; Chordata; Actinopteri; Salmoniformes; Salmonidae. Gene Ontology annotation, molecular function: UDP-xylosyltransferase activity. The transcript is spliced from 5 exons. The coding region runs from base 907 to 2109 and encodes 400 amino acids.